AUGGAUCAUGUAUUACAAAUAACUCAUUUACAUCAAAAUCUUAAGAAAAUUUUAAUAUGUAAUAAUUAUACAUCUUUAUAUCAAUCAUUAUUAUUAUCAAAAGAUUAUAAUUGUUCAAAUACCUUGAAUACAAUUACUUUCUAUUACGUCGAUUUUAGAGUAAUAAUCAAUCUUGAUAAAGUAUUUGGACAAUUAAAUGUAUUAGAAUCUGUUCAUAUUAUUAAUUGUUCAUCUUUGGAACAAAUUAUUAAUUUAUCCAAACCAUUUAAAUUGAAAUCUUUAAUUUUAAAUAAGGUACUACAAUUUGAAUCAUUGCAACAAUUAUUACUAAAAUCUGGUGAUUAUUUGGAAAAUUUCGGUUUGGGAUUUGGUUAUGGUCUAUCAUCAAGACAAGUAUUGUUAGGAUUAAUUAUAAAGUAUUGUAAGAAUAUCAAAUUUCUUGAUUUAUGUGAAUUUGAAACCCAGAUUACUUAUAAAAUAUUGGAUUUAAUUGAAAAUAUUAAACAAAAUCUUAAUUAUCUUUCAAUCAAUAUACAGGAAGAUAAUCAUUUAAUAAAUGGACAAGCUCUCCCUUCUAAAUUAGAAUACCUAAGUUUGGUACUUAACGUUAAAGAAAGUGAUUUUAAGGCAUUCUUAGAAAAUUCUCAAGAUGUUUUUAUUAAUAAAUUAUUAAUAAAACUACAAAGAGGUAGUGAUGAUAUUUCACAUUAUAUAAAGGAAUAUAUUAUGAAGGGAGAAAGAGUUAAAUAUUUGGCUAUUAAGGGUUGUGGGUUUUUGUGUGGGCGUUUUCCCGCCUUUCCCUUUUAA
Molecule: messenger RNA, 807 nt
Organism: Rhizophagus irregularis DAOM 181602=DAOM 197198
Lineage: Eukaryota; Fungi; Glomeromycota; Glomeromycetes; Glomerales; Glomeraceae
Source: RefSeq, a predicted model, not a curated record